AUGGCUAGCACGCGAUCUCCACCAGUACGUGACGAUUAUCUGAUAAUAUCUUCAGGACUUGUCUCAUCAUGUAACAAUAGGUGGCGAUGGCUUCCGCCCCGAUACGUGGCCAUCAAAGUGAACGCCUGCAAUUAUGCAUCUCAAGAGUCUGCGGAACAGGAGUUGCGCAUUACGGAGCAUAUCACCAACGCGAACCCCCGGCAUCCAGGCCGCAACUUUGUCGCCACCUUGUUAGACUCGUUUCAUCUAAAGUCCGACAACGUCUUACUGGCCCUGCGCAACCGGUCUAUCCUGGACGCGGUCGCACAGGAUGAGAUGAACAGCCCCUCUCCCCGGAAACACCUGGACGAUCGGGACAUAUACUUAUCCCGAAACUACUGGAGCCUGUCGCCCGACGACCUGGGUAGAUCGGUAAUCACUGAUUUUGGGCUUGCCGUGCGCGGUGAUGGCCCCGCGAACUGCCAUCCCAUCCAGCCAGAGGGAUACCGGGCCCCGGAAGUUUGUCUCGGUGGGGAGUGGAGCUACAGUGUUGAUAUUUGGAACUUGGGAGUUAUGGUAGAGACCUCGUUAUCAUCAUCCAGACCACCGCUAAUAGUUUACCAGCUUUGGGACCUGUUCUAUGGGCGUGGACCUUUUGACACAACGCCGGACUCGCGCGGCGCAAAUCCUGCAGACGCAGUCCAUUUGGGCCAGAUCGUUUCUCUCCUGGGGGCUCCUCCACCUGAUCUUCUCGACCGGGGAAAAGAAACAUCUCGAUAUUUUGAUGCUAAAGGACAAUUAAAGUUCCCCGAGCUCAUUGGGAAAAAGGACCUGCUUCCCAUGGCUAAAGAAAUAGAUGAUGAUGGCGGAACACCCCAGUUUAUCGACCUUAUUUCUAAGAUGCUGCGCUGGAGGCCCGAGGACCGGGCCACGGCAGAGGACCUGCUAUCCCAUCCGUGGCUUCCGUAA
Aspergillus terreus NIH2624 is the source of this 948-nucleotide messenger RNA. RefSeq lists its product as uncharacterized. The coding region runs from base 1 to 948 and encodes 315 amino acids. The transcript is spliced from 3 exons. The record is from RefSeq and is a predicted model, not a curated record. Gene Ontology annotation, biological process: peptidyl-threonine phosphorylation; peptidyl-serine phosphorylation. Lineage: Eukaryota; Fungi; Ascomycota; Eurotiomycetes; Eurotiales; Aspergillaceae. Gene Ontology annotation, molecular function: protein serine/threonine kinase activity; ATP binding.